AUGGAGAGUCUCCAAGCAUCCAGACAAUCCACUCAAGCUAAAACUCUGGAAACGCCCCAAAGAAGCAUCUCCCUCUUAAGGUACUUUGUACUCUGGGCAGUCUUCCAGGAAAUUACCUUAGCCAAUCCACACCAUCUGGUUAACAUGACCUGGAUAGUCUACAACCCUGAGAUGGGAGAAAUACUCAAUUCGACCAAUGUGGCCCCCAAAGGGACAUGGUGGUCCGUAUUGACUGUCGAUUUGUGCAUCCUGGCAGCUGAUAAUAAUGGCUUCCAUGGCCCCAGCCAACUGAGUGACUUCGUAGGGAGCCCUCAGUUCGGUCCCUUUGGCCUUUUUGAUUGGGCCUUCCAGGGAGACACACCGUGCACAAAACCAGUAUGUCUGCCCAGGUGGGGGGAGGGAUCAGAACCAAAUUGCAAACUGUGGGGGAGUUGA
Rangifer tarandus platyrhynchus (Svalbard reindeer) is the source of this 435-nucleotide messenger RNA. The record is from the annotation of a GenBank genome assembly. Lineage: Eukaryota; Metazoa; Chordata; Mammalia; Artiodactyla; Cervidae.